AUCAAAAUAAAAUUAUUUUUUUUAAGUGGAAAAAGCCUUUAAGUAACUAAAUGAAAUGGGCGUCAGGUAAAAGUAGGACUAAUAGAGUUGGUGUGAAAAUAAUUUGAACAGUAUAGGGUGCACGCAACUGUGUGGGCGACUGGGCGUACAGUAACAGUACGAGGAUUCGAGGAACCGGAAUCUACGGAGUCACUCUGGGAUCUUCGACAUAAAUAAGCAUGGCCAGCCAGAACAUUGCCAAGGAUACUGAUAUUCACAUCACAUAUGAUGAUCAGCAGAAGAUAAAUAAGUUUGCCCGAUGUAAUGCACGUCAUGGAGACAUCAAAGAUGAACUUAAAUUAAAGGAGAAUGACCUGCAGAAUUUACAAGAUGCUGAGGAUGAGAUGAUGAUUGCUUUAGACAGUGAAGAAAAAGUGCCAUUCAUGAUUGGUGAAGUUUUUAUGAUGAAGAGCCAAGAGGAAGCACAGGAAGCUAUAGCAUCCCAGCGUGAAGGCUUACAAGAGGAGAUUAGCAAUUUGAAUUCCCGAGCCAGUGAGUUGAUGGACACUAUGACUCAGCUGAAAGCUGAUUUAUAUGGGAAGUUUGGCAAUAACAUCAAUUUAGAACCUGAAGAAGAAUGAAGGAUUUAGAGGCUUCCUAAUAUUUGUUUUUGGAUGUUCUGUGAAGACAGAAGUAUUGCCCCAAGGUGGGUGCAUUAUGCGUGUUGAUAAUUUUGUGAUUUUUUUCCUUAAUUUUAAAUGUUACCAGGCUCUUGGGGUAAAGAUUUUUAAUGUCCUUGUAAUUCCAAUAACUGACAUUGACUAGCUUGGAAUUAAUUUCUCCCCAUAUAGUUUGAAUGGUAGUAUUUUAUUCCUAAUUUUUUUUCUUAUUUGUUUGCAAUAAACUUUAAAUAUCCAUAA
Molecule: messenger RNA, 899 nt
Organism: Macrobrachium nipponense
Lineage: Eukaryota; Metazoa; Arthropoda; Malacostraca; Decapoda; Palaemonidae
Gene: Pfdn4
Product: prefoldin subunit 4-like
Exons: 4
Coding region: 219-620 (133 amino acids)
Biological process (GO): protein folding
Cellular component (GO): cytoplasm; prefoldin complex
Source: RefSeq, a predicted model, not a curated record